Molecule: messenger RNA, 1032 nt
Organism: Aureococcus anophagefferens
Lineage: Eukaryota; Pelagophyceae; Pelagomonadales; Pelagomonadaceae
Exons: 2
Coding region: 1-1032 (343 amino acids)
Cellular component (GO): nucleus
Source: RefSeq, a predicted model, not a curated record
AUGUCGAUGCGCCUCGCGCUGAAGGCGAGCCUCGCGCAGGAGGCCGUCGACGAGAAGACGAAGCAGGCCGCGGCGCGCAAGGCGAAGAAGGACGCCAAGGCCGCGGCGAAGGAGCAGGCCGCCGCCGACGCGCGCGCGCGGUUGGCGGAGGAGGCGGCGAGCAGCGCGGCGGCGGAGGCGGCGGAGGAGGCGACCUGGGACGAGGCGACGCGCGACGUGCGGCGGCGCGUCGGCGCGCGGCUCGCCGAGGUUUUGGCGACGGCGGAGAUCGCGGACCUCAAGCUCAAGAGCCUGCGGAAGCAGCUCGAGGGCGAGCUCGGCGUCGAGCUCAGCGGCGAGGAGCACAAGGCCUGGUUCAAGGCCAAGGUCACGGCCCUCGUCGAGGCGAAGACGGCCGCCGCGGAUUUGGCCGCGGGCCGCAAGCCCGGCGACCUGGCCGACGACGAGGAGGACCCGCGGCACCCCGUGCUCAGCGACGAGAUGGCCGCCGUCGUCGGCGUCGGCCGCGCGAACCACUUCCGCCUCGUCAAGCUCCUCUGGAAGUACAUCAAGAAGCACGACCUCCAGAACCCGGCGAACAAGAACGAGAUCGUCUGCGACGACGCGCUCAAGGCCGUCUUCAAGAAGGACAAGGUCACGUCCUUCGGCAUGUCCAAGCUCCUCUCCGCGCACUACUUCAAGGACGACGCGCCCGCGCCCAAGAAGCGCAAGAGCGCGCGCGACGACGGCGCCGACGACGCCGACGACGGCGCCGCCGCCGCGCCCGCGCCCAAGAAGCCCAAGAAGAAGCCCGCCGCGGCCUCGAGCGCCGAGUACAAGGGCUCCCGGGAGAUGGCCGACUUCUGCGGCGUCGAGACGAACAACCGGUUCACGAUCACGAAGAUCGUCUGGGCCCACAUCAAGGAGCACGGGCUCCAGAAGGAGGGCGACAAGCGCACGAUCAUCUGCGACGAGACGCUCAAGGGCCUCUUCCAGGUCGACGAGUUCAACCAGUUCCAGAUGGCCAAGCUCAUCGGCACGCACUUCUCCUAG